This is a messenger RNA of Pipistrellus kuhlii (Kuhl's pipistrelle), 455 nucleotides long. It is a transcript of the gene CUNH5orf46, whose product is annotated as chromosome unknown C5orf46 homolog. The record is from RefSeq and is a predicted model, not a curated record. NCBI's taxonomy places the organism in Eukaryota, Metazoa, Chordata, Mammalia, Chiroptera, Vespertilionidae. Bases 88 to 330 code for a protein of 80 amino acids. The transcript has 2 exons.
GAUGUCACCUGCAAGUGACUUAUAAGUGGAGCAAGGCUACAGGUGCCCUGGAACGCUUUAUCUGCACCAAUACCCAGAGCUGCAACCAUGGCCAUCUCUGUGCUCCGGAUGACAGUUUUCCUGGGACUGCUUGCCUUGAUCCUGACUUGCCAUGCUGAUGACAAACGAGAUGACAAGUCAGAUGACAAGUCAGAUGACAAGCCAGAUGACAAGCCAGAUGCCUCAGGCAAAAAACCAGAGGACAUGCCAACAUUCCUACACCUCUUGGGCAGAGAAAUCAUUGAGAAUGCAGUGUCAUUCAUCCUCCGCUCCAUAGAAAGGAAAGACUGAGACAAAUCUUACUUUUGUCCAGUUCGCUGUUGGCAAAUGACCACAUUGCAUUAAAAUGAAUGGGAAUCAAAAUUUUUGUGCAUGCCAAUGUAUGAAUUUAAUUGAAAAGUGUUGCCCCGCCUUAA